Agrilus planipennis (emerald ash borer) is the source of this 1258-nucleotide messenger RNA. It is a transcript of the gene PolD2, whose product is annotated as DNA polymerase delta subunit 2. The record is from RefSeq and is a predicted model, not a curated record. Gene Ontology annotation, biological process: DNA strand elongation involved in DNA replication; DNA replication. Gene Ontology annotation, molecular function: DNA binding. Bases 134 to 1258 code for a protein of 374 amino acids. Lineage: Eukaryota; Metazoa; Arthropoda; Insecta; Coleoptera; Buprestidae. The transcript is spliced from 2 exons. Gene Ontology annotation, cellular component: delta DNA polymerase complex.
CUAUUAUCUAUGCUCAUAUAUGCUCUACUAGAACUUCGUCAUGGUUUAAGCCCCGUUGAAUCGGAUUUUUAAGACUACAUAUACAAAAUAAAAAGUAAAUAAUGUGAAAAGAAGGUUCGUAAAAUUAGAAAAAAUGAUCGAAUUACUUAAAGAGAGGGUUGAUAAGAAAUGGAAGAACAAAUAUCCAGUUUAUAAAGUGUACAAAUUGGCUGAGGAAACUUUUCCUAAAUGCAUUGUUUUUGGAACCCUCUACAAAGACCAAAAACUAAAACCAUCUAUCUUAAAGGAACUUGCAGAAAUAAACAAUCUUACUCCACAGCCCAUUUAUGAUCAUUACACUGAUGAAACUGAUAGCCUUUAUAUAGAAGAUGAACAACAAAGAUAUCAAGUUGAAAGCAAUGUCUUAAAACCAAAAAAUGUAGUCAGUGGAAUUGUAUGUGCUUUAUUGGGUAAUGAUGAUAAUAAUGGCAAAUUUUUGGUUGAAGAUUAUUGCUUUGUGGACUUGCAACCUCAAAUAGAUCGUCCUUUGCUUCUUAAAGAUAUAUAUGUUGUUCUCAUAAGUGGAUUGGAUAUUGCUCAUGGAGAAAAUUCUGCUUUGGCAUUAAGUAUGUUCAUUGAUUGGAUAACUGGUCUGGCAAAUAAAUCAGGAAUCUGUAACAUUGUCAGAUUAAUAAUAGCUGGAAAUAGCAUACACAGUGAGACAAUAAAACAUGAAGUUAAAAUUUCCAUGACUUCUAAAACAACAACUUCAUCAGAAUCAGUUGAAACAGUCCAACAAUUCGAUUCAAUACUUGUGCAAUUGUGUAAGUCAAUAGAAGUAGAUGUGAUGCCAGGGGAGUAUGAUCCAUCUAAUUUAAUAUUACCUCAAAAACCUAUGCAUCACUGCAUGUUUCCACAGUCAUCAAUUUAUAAAUCAAUGAAUUUAGUUUCAAAUCCGUAUGAUUGCGAAAUUGAAGGAAUAAAUUUCUUGGGAAGUUCAGGGCAACCUGUUGAAAGUAUACUCAAAUUUAGUGAUGUUACAGAAGCAAUUAAUGCCUUGGAAAAUACCAUAAGAUGGGGUCAUUUGGCUCCUACUGCCCCUGAUACUUUGGGGUGUUUUCCAUUUUAUGAUUUUGAUCCUUUUGUUAUUGAGAAAUGUCCUCAUGUUAUGUUUGCAGGAAAUCAGGAUAAAUUCAGUACAAAAUUAAUUACAGGUAACUUUAAUUUACGAAUUAGUUUUGUCCCAUUAUUANCGUUAUAUUUCACGCGUAAAUUCUGA